UGUUGGAUCCACAGUGGCCCGUAAUAGACCAAGAACUAUUCAGCUCUUGCAGUUUGACAAAAAUGCGUUUAGCCCUUUCUGUACUUGUUUUUUUCGUCAGUUACGCGGCCGUUAUUGCUGUUGCCGAACCUCAAUCGCCAGAUGACCUUUCUCCUUAUUAUUUUGACCCGAAAUCUGACUCCACUCCGGAUGGGCUUCGCACAGUAGGCAUCAACGUCGGCGGAUAUAUACUGUCUUUUCCGAGGCAAACCAGAACGGCAGUGAGAAUCGUGGCUUCCACAAUCACGUGUACGUUGUCCGUUGCCAAUCGUUGCGGUGUUCGGGCUCCAGGAGGUAGACCAGGAAAGUUACGACCUGCCAGACCAGGACGACCUGCAGUCGUCACCGAGCAGAAACGCGUCACCUUAGAGAAUGUCGAGGAGAACGACGAGGAAGAUAAAGAACAAUUCCCAAUAGCUCCAUCGGCCGUCCAAGAGGUUGAGACCACGUCAUUGCCAACGCGAGAUGCUCGCGCUGCCGAUCCGCAGCGAUUCGUGAUGUCUCCGGCAUUCCGUUACCAUCCCGAAGAUAUCCAAUCGGCUUUCGAAAGCGGCCCUUAUGACCCCAGUAUGUCUCUGCCGUUCCACAGACGAUAUCCACUUCCUGGCCAACAACGACGUCAAUUGCCAGUCUUCUUUCCCAGCUUAUUCGCGUCAACAACAGUGUCAACUUCCUUCGGUUUCGUCUUUUUCACGGUGACUCCAUCCUGUUCAGUUACCGGCACGUUUCCUCAGUGUCCAAACGGCAAACAGUAAUGCCACUUGGCAUUAAAUGCAAAUUCAUCCAACUCAUAUUUAACGUCCAAUCAGCAAGACUAUUAAUGUGUCUUAGAUUUUCCAAUUUCUAUUCUGAUAGAAUCAUAUUUGAUUGUACAAACGAGCUCAUUUAAUGAUUGACUGACAUAUGAAAUCUACUAUUUUAUAGAUGAUGAUAAUAAACAAGAAUUUAAGCUAAA
This is a messenger RNA of Daphnia magna, 994 nucleotides long. RefSeq lists its product as uncharacterized. The coding region runs from base 63 to 794 and encodes 243 amino acids. The record is from RefSeq and is a predicted model, not a curated record. Lineage: Eukaryota; Metazoa; Arthropoda; Branchiopoda; Diplostraca; Daphniidae. The transcript is spliced from 3 exons.